Rotaria socialis is the source of this 2775-nucleotide messenger RNA. The record is from the annotation of a GenBank genome assembly. Lineage: Eukaryota; Metazoa; Rotifera; Eurotatoria; Philodinida; Philodinidae.
AUGAUGGAAUAUCUGGAAAAAUUAAAGGUUUAUGGUGAUCAAGUAAAAAAUGUUGUCGUUAAAUCUAUGGUUGAUACAGCUUGCGGAGGUCAAAAAAUGCUCAAAGAUGCUCUUCCUGGAAAUUUAGUAACACGUGAAUAUGAACUUAUUCGACCACUUGGUUCUGCUGGUCCUGGUCUUCUAUGGCGUAUUUAUGGAGCUAUUAAACGUACAACGAAACAGGAAGCUGCUGUAUUCGUUUUGGAAAAACGAUUAUUAGAAAAAUAUUCAAAGAAAGAUCGCGAACUGAUUAUCGAUGCAAUGAAAAAAGGCGUUCAACAAUUGGCAAAGAUUAAACAUCCAAGAAUUUUAAGUCUUCAACAUCCGAUCGAAGAAUCAAGAGAUAGUCUUGCAUUUGCAACGGAAUCAUGUUUUGGCAGUCUUGCUAAUUGUCUUGGAUUCUAUGAUAAUAUAGCUCAACCAAUACCAAAAGAAUUUGACGAUUAUAAAUUGUAUGACGUUGAAAUUCGUUAUGGCAUUAUUCAAUUAUGUGAUGGUUUAGCAUUUUUACAUAAUGAAGUUAAAUUAUAUCAUCGAAAUAUUUCUCCAGAAUCUAUAAUCAUUAAUUAUAAUGGUGCUUGGAAACUAUCUGGAUUUGAGUUAUGUAUUCAAGGUUCUGUUGAUGGAUCAAAUUAUCCAUUUCGAGAAUAUGAUAGCAAUAUACCACCAGUAAUAAAUCCACGUCUAGAUUAUAUGGCACCAGAAUAUCACACAAUUAAAUCUUAUGAUACUCAAGCGGAUAUGUUCUCAUUAGGUAUGCUAAUAUAUGCAUUGUAUAGUCAUGGUAAAACAUUAAAUGAAUGUCAUGAUAAUUAUUCGUUGUUCAUAAAAAUGUGUGAUGAUCUCAAAGCAUUUAAUACGACGAAAUUAUCUGUUUUACCCGUUGAAGUUCGUGAUCAUGUAAAAAUGUUGCUUAGUCUAAAACCAGAAUUAAGACCAGAUUCUGGGCAAUUUGCAAAAAUACCAUUUUUUGAAGAUGUAGGAACGAAAACUCUAGAAUAUCUUGAUUCACUAUUUCAAGUUGAUAAUCUUCAACGUUCAAUGUUUUAUAAAAGUUUACCGCAAGUUAUUGACAAAUUACCAAUGCGUGUUAAUUUACAACGUAUUGCUUCAGCACUUGAAUUAGAAUUUAUAAAUCCUGAAAUGAUUCCAUUUGUACUGCCAAACAUGUUUCUUAUUGCUGAAAAAGCAAGUAAUGAAGAAUAUCAAAAUUAUAUCUUUCCAAAACUUAAACAAGUUUUUAAAAUUCAAAAACCACCUCAAGGAAGUAGUGCCUCUGGUUCUGUUAUGCAGACACUUCUUAUAUUAAUGCGUAAUAUGAAUUUAAUGCUGACAAAAACGCCACCAGAAGAUAUAAAACAACAUAUUCUACCUGUUGUUUAUAAUGCAUUAGAUGCUGAAUCAUCACAAGUUCAAGAACUCUGCCUAUCAAUAAUUCCAUCAUUUGCACAUUUAAUCGAUUUACAAGCAAUGAAAUAUUGUAUUUUACCACGUAUAAAAAAAAUCUGCUUUGAAACAAUAACAUUAAGUGUUCGUGUUAAUUCUUUGAUAUGUCUGGGAAAGUUAGUUGAAUCGUUAGAUAAAUGGAUUAUUAUAGAUGAAGUAAUACCUUUACUUCAUUCUAUACCAUCUCGGGAACCUGCAGUUCUUAUGGCAAUAUUAGGAAUCAUAAAAGUUGCAAUGACCUCAACAAAAUCUGGCGGUAUACCACGUGAAAUUCUUGCUACAAGAGUUAUACCAUUUUUAGUACCAAUCUCAAUUGAAACAAGUCUAAAUCUCAAUCAAUUCAAUGCCUAUAUGUCAACGAUUAAAGAUAUGUUACAAACAGUUGAAAUCGAACAACGUAAAAAACUCGAACAACUUUCACAACAAGCUGCAAAUGCACCCAUUGUUCCGAUCGGACCUUCAACAAAGGAUAUGAGCUUUGAUCAAAAAUCAACAUCUAUGAUUGAUCAAUUCAUGCUUGGACAUGGUUUUAAUUCUGAGGUAGCUCAAAAUAAAAGCAUGGCAGCUAGUUUUGACAGUAAUUUAUCGGCUGACAGUUUGAAACCACAACAAAUAUCACCAAACCAAUCAACUGUGUCAGAAAGUUCUAUUGCAAAAAAAACAUUAACAUUAGAAGAAAAAGAACGAAUGAUGCGAGAAAAUGAUCAAACACAACGUAUGAAAUCUCAAAGUGAACUUAUAUCUGAACGUAAAACUGUGAUGACACCAAUGUCCAAUAUUCCACUUAUGGCUAUGACUCCAAUAUCAGCAACAACAACAAUGUCGAAUACGUCGUCAGCAUUUGUUAAAGAUUUGACAAGUUCUCUAUUCGAACAAACUUCACCGCAACCAUCGUAUGGUAUCAUGUCUUCUUCUCAAACAAUGCCAUCACUGACGCGACCGACUCUGAAUAAUUUAUCAUCUCCAAUGCAACCGCAACCAAAACGACCGCCAAUGAACUUUACUUCACCAUCACCAUCGUCAACAGCUACCACUGAUUUAACAUCAAGCCUUAUGAACAAUAUUAAUUUUCUUGCUUCUCGACCACAAACUAGUCCCAGUAUAAUGCCAUUGAAUUCAAUGAAUUCUAAUAUGAAUUCAUUGAUGCCUUUGCCUAUGAAUAGUUCAAGAACAUCAUUGGGUGGUAUGCAGUUAUUUCAACCACUACCAUCAGGUUCCGUUGUGGUUAACAGUACAAAUGUAACAAGUUCAAAAACAGCAGCUGCCGAACUUGAUGAUCUAUUUAAUUAG